AUUUUACAUCAAUUUUUUAGGUGAUCUCUCAGGUCAGACAUGUUAGAUAUAUUUUUCUUACUUUAUAAUGUUUUAUGAAAUUAAAUAAUUAUAAAGCCACUUAUGCUAACUUGGGUGAUCGGAAUAAAAUGGGAUGUCAAUAGUGGCAAAAAAUACAAAUCCUUAUUAUAUGAUAAAAAAUUAACUAAUUCAGUCUAAAAAAAGUAAAAAUAAUCAUAAACUAUUAUAUAAAUAUUCGAACGCCCCAAUGCACAUAUAAGUGUAAAUAUUUUAUCUUUAAUAAGUUGAAUUUUAAGUAAAAACAUAUUUAUAGUCGUUGUAUUUAUCAUUUGAGAGAUGAAAAAAAUAACGUUUUCUUUCACUACUAUAAGAAGUUCCAUGUAGAAUAUGGGCAGCGUUGCCGACCCAUAGAAGAUAUAUUUCUGGAGGAUUUCGAGGAUUCUAAUUACUUGGAAGAACACAUCAAAUGGGACUGAAUCUGAUCUACCGAUGUCUUUACAUUGUUGAAGCCAAUAAAGACCAGCACAUGUAUCAUGAUAAUGAACAAUAUAUGUCAUUGCUCAUUAUUAAUAUACAUAUUUAAUAUUGGUGUAUUAUUAUAUAAUAUAAUAUCAUGUAGGAAUCGAAAAAAUCGAUUGACUGCAAACAUGUUGCCUCAAAUUUUUCAUAUCGCCUUGUUCCUCCUGAUUUCUUGGUUUGGAAAUUCCAAUAGUAUCCCGACAAAUAGGUAAACAUGGGAUGAAAGAUUUCGAUUUUAGAUCUUAAAUCUUGUUCUUUCUUGAUAUUCCCCAUCAAUUAUUUGUUCAUGGUUGAAAGAGGGAUCCGAUUGUGGUUUUUACAAAAGAAAAGUUUUCUGUCAGGCUUGGUUGAUUCAAGAAAUCUGAUUCUGGGUUCUCCUCAAAAUCUGUUUCUCUGUAUGAUAAAGUCAGAAGAAAAAGGGAAAGAUUUAAUGAAGGCGAUUCAAGAAUGUGACAUGAUCAGAAACAGCAGAAGAGGAAGCUUCUUCCGGAGUGACACAUUCGUGGGGUUUCAUAAAUUACUGCAAAUAACAAGUUUGAUUAUUAUUGAUGCCUGUCUGUUCUCAUUGCCAUCUCUGGCUGAAUCUCCUAGCACCAACGACCCGAAAUCCCUAGAUGAAUUUGUUCUUGACAAUGCAAACGAAGAAAUUGCAUAUCUUCAUACAGGCACCUUGUACAAGGUCAGUCUUCCUGCUAAUUUCUUAGGAAUCCAAGUUUCAAUUGUUAGAAUCAGAACUACUACUUUCUGGGCAAGAGGGUUGAAUUAUAGCUUCGUCCAUUUCCCAACCAGAAUCAUUCCAGAACCCAAUGUGAAGAGAAUGGCUAUGAUAUAUUCAAACUUUGGAAACUUGUCUUCUCAAUCCUUCAAUGUCCCUAAUCAUACAAUAUUUCCUCCUGUUCUUGGUUUCAUGGCCUAUGUUUCCUCAAACACAACCUUAAUUCACCCUAAGAAGAAGAAGAUGCACCUUAGCAUCCUAGGAGAUCCAAUAACUCUUAGAUUUUCCUAUCAGAUAGACCCAAAAGGGGAUAAUCGUCAUGAGAAACUAAUCUGUGCUAAGUUUGAUGAAAAUGGAUUGACAGGGUUUACAAAUGUGAGUGGGUCAUAUGAGUGCGAGACACCAAGCGAAGCGUACUAUGCCCUUGUGGUCCCAGUGGAAAUGAAAUCUGAUGUUGUGGUUGUGAGGGAACAUAGGAUACGGUGGAAGGUAAGGUUGGGGCUGGUCAUCAUGGGACUGUGUCUUGUGGGUAUUGUUAGGUUAGUGGAGAGGAGGAAGAUAAGAAAAUUGGAGGAGAAUUCUCGAAGAUGUGAGCCUUUUGAUACAUUCUGGGUUGGUGAGAGUAAAAUGCCUGUUGCGUCUGUGACUAGAACUCGACCUGUUCUUGGGGAUGAUGAUGAUGCUCCUGGUCAAUGUUUUGUGAUCUUAUCUUUUCCCGAUUGAUUUUUUUUUUUUUUGUCUUUCUUUCUCAUCAUCUUGAUGAAAUGUAUAUUUCUUUUCCUUUCCGAACUUCAAAGAAUCAAAACAAAGAUUUUCUAUAUAACAAAAAAGGAUACAAAGAAAACUAGCCUGUAUUGUGUAUGUGUACUAUAUCCUACUUUCUCAGCACGCACACAAACACUUUAUAUACACAUUUUGUCUUGGAUCUUGAUCCUCUAGAUACUUCACCAUGAUGAAGCAAAGAAAGAAAAAUAAACAGUGAAUCCCAUCUUUACACAUAUGAGCUUAUACACAAGUGGAACCAAUUCUUUUAUUUCUUCUUUAUUUUUUGUUUCUCUACUUCAUCCCAUGAAAGGGGAUAAAAAAUUCCUUCGUCUCAAGUAGUGUUACUUAUUAUAAUGGCUAAACUCUAGAGGCUCGUCUUAUGGCUUGCUCUCCUUUACUCAUUCUAUGAUAUUCCCUUGGCACCAUGCCUAGCUUUUUGCUUGCUUUUAGAAUCUUCCUUGUUCCUAGAAACUUAUUGCACAUGAAUGCUAUGUAAAUUAUAAUCAUGGGUAGAAAUUUCGUUCGGGCAUACCACUAAUGACAUCAUAGAGAGUACAAGUAGAGAGACACCUGAUAUAAA
Messenger RNA from Prosopis cineraria, 2579 nucleotides. RefSeq lists its product as uncharacterized. The transcript has a single exon. Gene Ontology annotation, cellular component: membrane. Bases 806 to 1957 code for a protein of 383 amino acids. NCBI's taxonomy places the organism in Eukaryota, Viridiplantae, Streptophyta, Magnoliopsida, Fabales, Fabaceae. The record is from RefSeq and is a predicted model, not a curated record.